Molecule: messenger RNA, 1137 nt
Organism: Geodia barretti
Lineage: Eukaryota; Metazoa; Porifera; Demospongiae; Tetractinellida; Geodiidae
Source: the annotation of a GenBank genome assembly
AUGGCCGCUGGUGAAGAAGCCGCCGAGGGAUACGAGUGUUCGUUCGUGGAGACGCCUCCCGAAGGUAUCGACACGGAGUGUCCGAUAUGCCUGCUGGUCCUGAGGCAGCCUUCCCAGAUCGAGUGCUGCGGCCGAGUCUUCUGCACCGGCUGCUUGCAGAGGGCCCUGGGAGACAGCGACGACCGCUGCCCGAUGUGCAACGCGCGCGCACCUCGCGUGUUUACGGAUCAGAACUUUCGCCGCAUUCUCGCCGGGUUCCGUGUCUACUGCGUGCACAGGUCAUGUGGCGAAGGAGAGAGAGGGUGCCAGUGGACUGGAGAGCUGGGACAGCUGGGCAGCCACCUGAACCCCAAUCAGAACCAAGAAGGCUGUCUAUUUGUUAACGUCACAUGCAGUUUGUGCGUGAAGCGAUGAAGCGAUCCAGUCUCCUCCAAUAACACCAAGAGUCGGACUGUCCCAAACGAAGCUAUUCCUGUCCUCACUGCCACAUCCAGAGAAACUACGACUACAUUGUCAACAGCCACUUGGACGAGUGUCCGUGCUACCCCUGUCCGUGCCCCCACUGUUACCAACUAUUUGAACUACGAACUCCAUUUCCACAUUGACAACGAGUGCAUCUUGCCUCCCGUCCCAUGUCCAUUCAGACCAGUCGGUUGUCAGGAAGAUCUCCUGAGAUUUGAGCUGGCCACCCAUAUCAAGACGAGUGCGGCGAUCCAUGCGCAACUGUUACUUGAGGCCGGGAGAGGCAAUUGGGAGCAUAUUGCUCUCUAUAGGAGCAGUUUGGAGGAAAUUUGUCGCGAGAAUUCAGAGCUGUCGUCGCAGGUUGCUGCGUUUACCGUGCAACAAGAUAGAGAUAAAAAGAGAAUCAAAAGCCUUCACCUAGCUCUCUUUGUUCUCAUCGGAGUACUAAUUCUAACCAAAAGCAUUCACCUAGCUCUCUUUGUUCUCAUCGGAGUACUGAUUCUAGCCUUGGCAACCACAUAGCUGCAACAAGAUGGAUGCAAUUAUUUUGCAACAUCAACCAUCUAGGCUUUACAUUGUACAAUGUCAUCAUUUCAGUUUGGUAAAAAACAUUUUCACACUCAUACUGUAUGCAGUAAGUCAUUUUGUCCUCAGUUCACUGCUGGUAUAAUCUUA